GGAGUAGUUCCUGGCGAUUUCUUGGAGGGAUUUUGGAGUUGGGGGGGGAGACAGAGGGGCAGAGAGAGAGAGAUUUGAGAAUUGAUAGGUGGUCGAGUUGUGUUUGGCCGGGUGGAUAUGCGCAAGCAAAGUCGAGGAGCUUUAUCCCCCCGUCUCAUGUGGGAUUAUUGCCAGCAAUGGACAGAGGGAGGAAGGAGGUGCAGCGGCUGGCGUUUCUUGAUUGUCACGGCCUUAACCGCGCAGAGCAUCGCGAAGAGACCCCGACCUCUUUAACUGUCACAUUAGGGAACCUCUAAGAGCGUUUGGAUUAUAGGGAAAGCGAGUUGUCCACGUUGUUACAGAGACCCCGCUACGGUCGGAUCCAAAAAGAGGCGCAACCAUGACGACCGAGAACUCCCAGCAACAUUUGGAUCCAUCCAAUCCUCUGCGCUCCAGUCCAGCGGCCGGUGCUCUGCACGCAGCUCUGCUGAGCGCACAGCCAGUGAUGGAGAGCGCACACGCUGCACCAGCUAAAGGGAAGAAGGGAAACUCGGGCUUGAGGCGCCCAGAAAAGCCCCCCUACUCGUACAUAGCCCUUAUCGUGAUGGCAAUUCAGAGCUCGCCGACCAAAAGACUGACUUUGAGUGAAAUCUAUCAGUUCUUGCAGGCCCGCUUCCCUUUCUUCAGGGGAUCAUACCAGGGAUGGAAAAACUCAGUCAGACACAAUCUGUCUCUGAACGAGUGCUUUAUAAAGCUCCCUAAAGGUCUUGGCAGACCCGGCAAGGGGCACUACUGGACCAUCGACCCAGGGAGUGAGUUCAUGUUCGAGGAGGGCUCCUUUCGUCGCAGACCUCGGGGGUUCCGUAGGAAAUGCCAAGCUCUGAAACCAAUGUACAGGAUGAUGAACGGUAUCGGGUUUGGUGCGUCCAUGCUGCCACAAAACUUUGACUUCCAAUCACCUUCAGGCUCAUUAGCAUGUCACAACAGCUAUAACAUAGACUUGAUGGGUAAUCCAGUGCCGGGUGGCUACGAGGGACUGGGAGGGGGGCAUCCCGUCCCGCACAUGUCGUCGAGCACCGGGUCAUCGUACAUGGCUGCAUGUCAGGUGGCCUCUAACGCGGACUAUUGCCCGGACAGCAGCAGCAGCCCCCUGCAGUCCUCCCCAGCGAUGGUGGGCACUCUGGACUGUCAGUCGCCUUACGCAAACGCAGCCUCACACUGGAGUUCACCUGGUGUACCUUCAUACAUGAAACAGCAGUCGCUGGCAUCGGGCAGUCCCACUUCUACCGCUCUGCACGCGGGGAUGUCGUCUUACUCUCUGGAUCAGAGCUAUCUGCACCACAACGCACGAGAUUCUUCUGACAUUUCAGUGGGACUGUCUCGAUAUUCCAGCCACUCAGCUUCAGUGUGUGACAGGAAGGACUUCGUCUUGAACCUAAAUGGAAUCUCUUCCCUCCAUCCCAGCAGUGGGGGAUCCUAUUAUCAUCAUCAUCAGCUUCAUCACCAUCACCAGAGUGUCUAUCAGGACGUGAAGCCGUGCGUCAUGUGACAGAAGAAGACUUGAAAUGACCGAAAUGUCUACCACUCCUCAUCUAAAUCCAACCCUCAGGCAGAGCUAAUGGAGCAAAAAAAAAAAAAAAAAAAUUGGUGACGAUUUUAUUUUCUGAGGACUCAGUGUGGAAGCACAGACGGUUCUCUUUGGUGAACUUUGACCUUUUAAGGCUUUUUAGUAACGGUCAGGAUGUUGGGACUUGUUGUGGCACAUCGCGCUCUCAGUACACGACUGACUUUACGCACAUGGAUAAGCAAUAUUUACAUUUUUACUGAAAAAAAUACAUAGAACACGUACCUGAAUUCAUGUUUAUUCAUGCACUUAAUUUAGUUUUCCUGAUGUUACUGAAAUUGUUGCUGAUUUCCUGCAACGAGUCAUUA
Lates calcarifer (barramundi perch) is the source of this 1911-nucleotide messenger RNA. RefSeq names its product forkhead box F2a (gene foxf2a). Gene Ontology annotation, cellular component: nucleus. Gene Ontology annotation, biological process: animal organ morphogenesis; regulation of transcription by RNA polymerase II. NCBI's taxonomy places the organism in Eukaryota, Metazoa, Chordata, Actinopteri, Centropomidae. The record is from RefSeq and is a predicted model, not a curated record. The transcript is spliced from 2 exons. Gene Ontology annotation, molecular function: DNA-binding transcription factor activity, RNA polymerase II-specific; RNA polymerase II cis-regulatory region sequence-specific DNA binding. Bases 380 to 1528 code for a protein of 382 amino acids.